UUAUAAGAUUUUGGAAUCUAUCACCGUUCGAUCGGGAUUAUACACACUCAACGCUGCUAUAACUGUGUGAAGAAAGAUGUUGUUGAAUGGAUUGCGGAGAUUCUGGCGGCAGCUGUUUGUUGUCGCUGUGGCGCUGGUGUUCCUUCCGCUGCCUCUCAUUAUUGCCACCAAGGCAGCCCAUUGCGCCUACGUGCUGGCGCUGAUGAGCGUCUUCUGGUUGGCGGAAGUCCUGCCGAUGCCCAUCGUGGCGAUCCUGCCGGCCAUCCUCUUGCCCACGCUCGGCGUCCAGUCCUCCAAGAAUGUGUGCCGCAAUUACUUUAAGGAUUCUGCCAUGCUGUUCAUGGGCAGUCUGAGCGUGGCCGUGGCCGUGGAGGAGAGCCAUCUGCACCAGCGCAUCGCAUUACGCGUUCUGCUCCUAGUGGGAUCACAUCCACGCUGGCUAAUGCUGGGGUUUAUGUGCAUUUCGGGAUUUCUAUCCAUGUGGAUAAGCAAUACCGCGGCCACGGCCAUGAUCACCCCGAUCGCGGAGACCGUCAUGAUGGAGCUCUUUAAACGCCAACGAGCUGCCGACCAACUUCGAGCUCCGCGGAUUUUCUCCCGCUCUCCGUCGUCUCACAACCGUGGAGGAACGAUACUGUGCGUGGGAAUACAGUUGCCGGCCAUCAGCCCGAGCACUAACAUCGUCAUGGAGCUGUGCAAACCGGCUGACAACGCGAGCGCCUCGGUCGCAGCAUCGGGCGGCACGGUGCCCGCUAAGAUUCACCAACAGGAGACGGGAUCCUUCAGCAGACUGGAUUUGGAUGCGGAGGAGCUGCGCUGUAUGCGAGGCAUGAUCCUGUGCGUGGCGUACGCGGCCAACAUUGGCGGGACGGCGACGCUGACCGGCACGAUGCCCAACAUCGUCCUCAAGGGACAAAUCGACGCUUUAUAUGGACCAGUCACCGGCGUGAACUUUGCCACGUUUCUGUUGUUCUCCCUGCCGGGAAUGCUGCUGACGCUAAUCGUGGCCUUUAUCUGGCUGCAGUGGAUUUUUAUCAGCACAUGGUCCUGUAGAAAACGCGGGAAGAAUACGGCGCCCGUGAAAUCCAGGGAGGCACUCCGCGCCGGCAUGCUGCAGGAGCGCAGUACUGUGCGACAGAUAAUCCAGGCCAAAUACAACGACCUGGGCACCAUCGGAUUUGGCGAAGCGAGCGUAAUGCUGCUGUUCCUCUUCUUGGUCACGGCCUGGAUUCUCCGCGACCCGUACUUCAUCGCCGGCUGGCAGGCGUGGUUCCCCCGUGGCUACGUCAGCGACGCCACGCCGGCCAUCCUCGUCAGCUUCCUGCUCUUCAUCUGGCCGCGAAAAUUAUCGCCGGCGAAUGACAGUAAAGGUCACGCCUCCCUGCCGCCGAUUCUAACAUGGGCCGCCAUGAAACGCCGCUUCCCCUGGGAUGUCUUCCUGCUGCUGGGUGGGGCUAUCGCCCUGGCAGAUGCCACACAGGUGUCCGGUUUGGCGGACUGGAUGAAAGACCAGAUGCACUACUUGACGCAAAGCAUCGUGACAUCUUAUCCGACACAAUUCUCUCAAAAUCUUGGGGGCAUGGUUAUCGUCAUCGUCCUGCUGGUCUCAACCCUGACGGAGUUUGCUAGUAACGGCACCAUCGCCACCAUUUUCCUGCCCAUUCUGGCCAAAUUGGCGGAAGUGUCGCAUGUCAAUCCGCUGUACUUGAUGUUGCCGGCGACCAUGGCCUGCUCCUUCGCCUUCAUGCUACCGGUGGCCACGCCCCCCAACGCCAUCGCCUUCGGCUCGGGCUUCCUGCGCAUCCGGGACAUGGUCGUGGCCGGGUUCGGACUCAGUCUGCUGGCGAUUGUCAUCCUUCUCGUUAAUCUGCACACCACCGGCGUCGGGCUCUUCCAGCUCCUCCAAACACCGGCCUGGCUCAUCGCCCUCCCCUUGGGAUUGCCUAUCAACACCACUGGCGCUGUGGCGAACAACAUAACGACGCUAGCCUAUUGA
Molecule: messenger RNA, 1996 nt
Organism: Paramacrobiotus metropolitanus
Lineage: Eukaryota; Metazoa; Tardigrada; Eutardigrada; Parachela; Macrobiotidae
Product: solute carrier family 13 member 2-like
Exons: 13
Coding region: 77-1996 (639 amino acids)
Biological process (GO): monoatomic anion transmembrane transport
Cellular component (GO): membrane
Molecular function (GO): transmembrane transporter activity
Source: RefSeq, a predicted model, not a curated record